UUCAUCUCACUCUGAUCCAUGCCUCCUCUCGCUGGCGAACUGUUUCGAUCAUCGCACAUAAUAUGUCCAUGGAUCCUGUCAUGACCAGCAGCAGCAGGAGGAGGAGGAGAGGAGGCUACGGCUGCAAGGAGAGCUGCCAUGGCCACUGCCUACCUCCUCACUCCGCCAAAUGCCUCUGCCUCUACCUGCUGCUCUCGCUGAUCCUCCUCGUCCUCGUCGCGGCCGUGCUGCUCGUCGUCUUCGUCACGAGGCUCAAGAAGCCGACCUUCUACCUGCAGUCCGUCCAGAUGGACAGAUCGUUCAGCCUCCGGCCGUCGUCGUCCAACCGCAGCGGCGACAACGCGUCGUCGUGCUCGGUGGCGUCGCUGCUGUUCGCGGCGCAGAACCCGAACGGGAUCGGGAUAAGGUACAGCGCGGCGGACCUCGGCGUGGCCUACGCGAACGAGUCGAUCGGCGCCAUGGACGUGCCGGUGUUCUACCAGCCGCCGCGGAGCAGCAACGUGACGGUGCUCAUGCACGCCGUGUUCGAGGAGUCCAACGUCAGCCGGCUCGUCGUCAGCGAGCUGUCGGCGCAGAGGAAGCUCGUCGAGAUCAGGAUCGCCGGGAGCAUCGACGCCACCACGCACAUCAUGAACUUCCCUCUGCCAAAGCUUCAGUUUACUCUCGAUUGCAGGAUAGCAACUAACUACACCGACAUAGUGCUCCGGGAAGGGAUCGAGUCUGCAGCUAUACGCAAGGCAAUCCAAGUAUCUGCACUGCCCCACAUCUCACAGAAGUGCUCUAUAAAGCUUGACACGAGGUCGAGAGGGAAGAGGACAAGGCUUGCAGAUUUAGGAUGCUGAUUUCAUAGAAUUUAACCCCUUUUUUUCGAACUACUCCCUCCGUCUCAUAAUAUAAGAACGUUCUUGACACUACACUAGUGUAAAAAAAUGUUCUUAUAUUAUGGAACGGAGCGAGUAGAACGGAUUUAUGUGCAUGGCUUUUUUUUCGAAUAUGUACAUGGCUAUUUUAGACUAGAAGACUAUUCUUUGCGUAGUAUGCUCCCAUGCCAAGCAGUGUAACUGUAGAUGUAUUCUACGGUUGGCAAAUGAUACAUCUAUUUUACUUGAUUGUGCUUCACUGUAAAUG
This is a messenger RNA of Triticum urartu, 1128 nucleotides long. RefSeq lists its product as uncharacterized. Gene Ontology annotation, biological process: defense response to other organism. Lineage: Eukaryota; Viridiplantae; Streptophyta; Magnoliopsida; Poales; Poaceae. The record is from RefSeq and is a predicted model, not a curated record. Gene Ontology annotation, cellular component: plasma membrane.